AUCUUAAUUAAGAGAAAGAGGAAGUCUUAGGUUUGUGUAAUAGUUAUUUGUUUUGUGAGGAAACCUUACAGAAAAAAUUCAUAUUAUUUGUAAAGUAUGACAUGAAAAUGAAGAUCCGAACUCCAUAUGUAUUAUUUUCUGCUUUUGGGGCAGUUGGAGGUGGUGUUAUAUUAAUUAAAGAAUACUUAAGUGGACCAAGAUAUGAAGGAAAAGAAAAACUAGAUGGCAAAUCAGUUGUAAUCACUGGAGCAACUGAUGGAAUUGGAAAGGAAACAGCAAGAGAUCUAUCCAAAAGAGGAGCUAAAAUAUUUCUGGCAUCGCGGAAUAUGGAGAAAUGUGAAGAAGUGCGCAAGGAAUUGGUUCUUGAGACUGGCAACAAAUUCAUCUAUUGUAGAAAAUGUGACCUUGCAUCUCAAGAAUCCAUCAAAAGUUUUGCUUCAAGAUUUAAUUCUGACGAGUCUAGAUUGGAUAUUCUUAUUAAUAAUGCUGGGGUAAUGCGCUGCCCUCGCAGUUUAACUUCCGAGGGAAUUGAGAUGCAAAUAGGGGUAAACCAUUUUGGCCAUUUCCUUCUCACCCACCUAUUACUGGAUAAACUUAAACAAACAGCACCUAGUCGGAUCAUCAACGUUUCCAGUGUGGCACACCUAAGAGGGAAAAUAGAUUUCAACGAUCUUAACUCAGAAAAAAAUUACGAUCCUACCAAAGCUUAUGAACAGAGCAAAUUAGCCAAUGUACUUUUCACGCGCGAACUAGCUAAGCGCCUCGAAGGUUCCGGUGUGACCGUGAACGCCUUACAUCCAGGAAUCGUGGAUACAAAUAUUGCCCGCCACAUGGAUUUUGUCAAUAGUUGGUUUGCUAGCAUCUUUCUUAAGCCACUUGCAUGGCCUUUUAUCCGUACGCCUGAAAGAGGAGCGCAGACAACUCUUUAUGCAGCACUUGACCCCUCCCUUGCGAAUGUAACCGGGAAAUAUUUCAGUAACUGUGCUGAAAGUUACGUUGCACCCCAAGCUAUGGAUGACGAUGCGGCGCGUAAGUUGUUUGUAACCAGUUUAAGAUGGACGCGUCUUCAUUAAGAUAAAAACAAUAAUAAAUUUUUAAUUUUAUUUUCUGUCGUUUCAACAAAAUAUAGAACAUUUUAAACUUAA
Daphnia carinata is the source of this 1145-nucleotide messenger RNA. RefSeq names its product retinol dehydrogenase 13-like. The record is from RefSeq and is a predicted model, not a curated record. The transcript has 7 exons. The coding region runs from base 102 to 1073 and encodes 323 amino acids. Lineage: Eukaryota; Metazoa; Arthropoda; Branchiopoda; Diplostraca; Daphniidae.